CCGAUUUUCCCAAAUUAAAAUCAAAAUUCCCACAUUAAAUCGCAAUUUUCCAGAUUAAUUGUGCAAAAACGGAGACCGCCGCCAGUGAAAAAUGUAAAUUAACUAGCGGGUAAUAUAAACUACAUGAAAUUUGUUGCUAAAAUCGACAAAAAGCACGCGAAAACGCAAAUUCAGAAAAAUUUCGGAAAUUCGUGCAUGGAUGGAGUUGGUGUGCAAAUGAAAUUUUUUUUGUAGUAUUUUGUGUUGUUUUUUGUGGAAGACGAAGAAAACGACGAAGACGAGAAUCGUAACCGGGCAAAGAGAUUAUUAUUAAUUAUCACAUCGGUCGCGAAUUGAAUUUCGACCCGCAUAGCCGACGACGGACAGUUUUGCAAAGUGAUUCGGGCUACGUAGGGAAAAAAAUGUGCAAGAAAAAUUUGAGCAAGGUUCCUGAAAGAUGCGAACAUCUAGUUGCGAGGAAAAUAACGCGGAGGUAAAAGGACACCUUCAAAGUGAAUCCCAUGAAAAUCAACAAGUGAGCUCACAAAACAGCACCUCAUCAUCGACAACUAACGCAAACAACCACUUGAGUGACUCUAGCUUCGAUUACGUCACCGAAACCGACCAGAAAACGUGUCGCGGCUGUCUUUGCCGCCAAAAUCACCAAAAGUUCAUCUUGCAAAGCAAGCAGGAGCGCCAAAAACUACCGGAAAACUUCCUUUGCGCGUGUGCCCCGGACGAAAUUUGUUGUUGUUUGGGCGACGCGCCAGACACGAUCUCGCCAAUUCUCAAUAAUCCGCGGUACGAGAGUGCGGAAAAUCGCGAUAUCGCCUUUAAUUUGCUGAAAAACGCGAAACCGGUGCGUCCCGUGACGAUAAAUAAAGACCUGACAUCGAAAAGGGUCUGCGAUUCCGAUUCCGACGUUGAAAUUAUCGAAGAAACUAUCGAAGAACGAGUUUUUUUCAAUCCAAAAGCGGUUGCAUAUAAAAAUUUGCUGCUGCGACAAACGAAAUUUUCGGCAAUCAAGAAAAUUGUGACGCAACCGCGUCCGAAACGAGCUCGAAAGGAGAUAAAUUUGGGUGAAUCUGUUGCGUUGCCGGCCUCAACGAAGGGCAGAAAACGCAAAAGUAGCGAAUCCGACGAAUUUUCCGCGACGAAAAUCAGUCGCACCGAAUUUGUCGAUUGUGGUUCGACGACCGAAAGUCACCGGAAGUACGACGAAGACCCGAAACCGUGUUCCAGCACGACAAACGACACCUUUUUGCAACAAGGCAGCAGCACAAACGACGACAAAACGAUGUCGAUGUACGAUUAUCGCUUCACCGAUCCGCAAUUGCCGUCGUCAACGAGUUAUUAUUCAUCCUCGACAAAUGCGACAAAGACUGGCGCCACAGAAGACCAGCAAAAUUCAUCGAAUGCCACGACACAAAAUCUGCUGGACUCGAACAAAACCAUUGCGACGCUUUGUAACAUUGGGAAUUCGUGCUAUUUGAAUUCCGUGGUGUACACGUUGCGAUUUGCGCCACUUUUUCUGCAUAAAUUGCACCAUUUGAUCGAGGAUAUGGCGACGAUUUAUAUAAAAUUGAAUCCGACGAAGCACAAGUCGUCGUCACUUGGGCGGAAUGUCUCGUUGUGGCAGGGACACAGCGGCAGGAGUUGGAGCAGCAAGGAUUUGGCGUCGCUCGGAAGUAUUACAGGGAAUGAUAGUGUGCCGAAAAAUAAUCGAUUGAUUGUGACGGAAAAACUGCAUGAACUCUAUCAAAACUUGCACAAAAACGAGUCCUCCCUGAACACGGAACCAUUCCACGCGGGCACCUUUCUGCAAGCCAUCCAAGAGGUCUGCUCAAUUUUCGAGGGCAAUCAACAGCAGGACGCCCACGAGUGUCUCAUGUGCAUCCUCGACAGCAUACGGGAGACUUGCGACACUCUCGCCACCGCAAUUAUCGAGCAGCCCGAGCAACUUCUUGCCGAAUACGGCUUGGGAAGUCUCAUCGAGGAGACACGCGCCGCCGACGAAUCGCUCCAACAACAAUCCACGUUGCAACAGCUGCAGCAACAAGUGUCCAGCGGAUCGAGUUCCAGCAAGGGCUUCGGCAAAUUCCUCUCUCGCAAGUCCAAACGGAAGAAAUCCGAUGACGAAACGACGACGACAACAGUGGCAAACACGUCGCCCGUGAAUCCCGAUAAACCGCCCGAGAGUCCGAGCAAAGACAGAAAUGCGGCGGGCGAUGCGGCAGAAAUUUUGAAUAAUCACGAGGAAGAGGGAUCGUCAACGGCAACGUCGCCAACGACGACAAUCGACGCGAAACUAAGUAUGAAGAAUGCCAUAUUGAAGGUGUUGGCGGGCGAGCAGGAUGUCAACGACAAGCAAAAACUGAAGGAAAAUGUCUGCAAGCUGCUCGGGCUGAAUUUCUUCUGUGAGGACUUUGAGGGCGUCACGGUGUCGUCCAUCAAGUGUCUGACGUGCGAACAGGUGAAAACUCUCAAAGAAAAAAUGAUUGACAUCUCUGUGCCUAUUACUGGACAUGAAAAUCCCGAUUCCAUGAGUAAUCCACAAUCUUUCUUUCAAAAUUCGUGCAUAACCAAAGAAUACUUCCGCGGCGAGAACAAAUACCGCUGCGAAAACUGCUUUGGCUACACGGAGGCAAUUCGUUCAAUUACUUAUGAGAUACUGCCGCGCCUGCUGGUGAUCCACCUGAAACGCUUCUCGGGCGGCAUGGAGAAAAUCAACAGCUACAUUCCGACGCCGUUCACGCUGAAAUGCUUCUGCAACAGUUGCUUCAAUCUGCCGGACGAGGAGAAGCUGCACAUCUACAAGCUGUACAGUGUGAUAACGCAUGUCGGCGCCACGAUGUCUGUCGGGCAUUACGUCGCCUACACAUGUGCCCUCGACAUCCACAACGAGUACCGAACUUGCACAAAUGACCGAUCGAAAAUCGCCACGCUCUUCCAGCAGCAGCGAAAUGGCGGCGGCAACGGCAGCGGCGACGCAUCAAACGACACCGCAUCUAGUCAAACGUCGGGCAGCAAUUCGUCACUUGCCGCAAACAACGCCGCUGGGACGACACAAAAUGGCGCCAUCACCGACAAAAUUGCGAAUAAAACGUUCAAACGGUUCUUUUUCAGCAGCAAGAAAGCCAACAGCAGCAACGACCUCAAAUCGAACUCGUUCAAGUCGAACGUGAACGGUCUCGUGAACAAAGUUGUGGCAAACGGCAUGGAAAAACUCAACUUGGGCAUCAAUAAUACGACGGGACGCGUACUUGGCAGCAGUAAUGGCACAAGUGCCGCCAUGUGUCAAGGUCAGAAAUGUUGUGGCAUCAAAGAAAACAAACUCGUGAGCAAUAAUAACGGGACAUCCUUCGUCAGUUACGUCAACGGAACGAAUCACGUGAAUGGCAGCAACGGCAGUAACGGUUCGCACACGGAAAUGGAUACGCUCGCAGCGCCCCCUACAACCAAACCCUCAUCGAGUGACUUGUCAAUCGCGUCAUCCAGCAACUCGUCGACCAAUAAUCACGUGCCGGAUGACGAUUCAACAGUUACGAGUACGACAACGGCAUCGGCGACAAUUUCUCCCGCUGCGGCGACAAAAAUGGCGCAUGUCUCCAAUAUCACGCAAGAUCACUGGUACAUGUGCGACGACGACAAGAUCAAGGUGAUGCAACAACAACAAUUCGAGGAACAUCUGUCGCCCACACGGAAGAACAUGAUAACGCCGUAUCUCCUUUUUUAUGCCAGGUUCGAUGCGCAUCCCCUUUAAAAUUACUUUUUUUUCGUUUGCACACUUAUUAACUGUGAAAAAUUAAUGCAUAUAGUAGUUAAGGAUAUAUUUAUAUGUAAUAAUGUAUGAACCUGAAAGAAAUGUUAAAGUAUUAAGUAUUAUCGUUUUUCAGGAUAAAAUGUAAGAAAUUUAUGUUUUUGAUGAGAAAAAAGAAAAUGGCGGGAAACCGUUCGAUAUUGAAUCAAAAAAAUCGAUGUUUGUUCAAUAAUAAAUUAAAAAAAAAAACUAAAAUAAUCGCCUUAUAAAGGGCCUAUCUUUUUUGCAAAAAAACAAAAAAAAACUACUAAUUCCAAAUUAAACGUCGCAUUUUUGAUUUUUCUCUUAUUUACAAUUAAUUAAAAUUAACCUAAAAAUUUUGUACAUAAAAAAAAUCACAUUUUGUAAAUGU
This is a messenger RNA of Culicoides brevitarsis, 4151 nucleotides long. RefSeq lists its product as uncharacterized. Gene Ontology annotation, molecular function: cysteine-type deubiquitinase activity. Gene Ontology annotation, biological process: protein deubiquitination. The record is from RefSeq and is a predicted model, not a curated record. The transcript is spliced from 4 exons. Bases 437 to 3742 code for a protein of 1101 amino acids. NCBI's taxonomy places the organism in Eukaryota, Metazoa, Arthropoda, Insecta, Diptera, Ceratopogonidae.